Molecule: messenger RNA, 375 nt
Organism: Anopheles bellator
Lineage: Eukaryota; Metazoa; Arthropoda; Insecta; Diptera; Culicidae
Product: cytochrome P450 4d1-like
Exons: 3
Molecular function (GO): heme binding; oxidoreductase activity, acting on paired donors, with incorporation or reduction of molecular oxygen; iron ion binding
Source: RefSeq, a predicted model, not a curated record
UGUAGUGGCAACGUCCAGGUUCAAUAGUUGUUGCGAUGGUUUGUUCAGAAUGGUGGCUAGUGCUAGUGUUGACCAUUGCAGCUGCCCUGUAUGUCCAUCGGACUUUUGGAGAGAUGCUCCGCUACUCGGGAAAACUGAAGGGUCCGAAAGCGUAUCCGAUUAUAGGCAAUGGGCUGCUGUUUUUAAACAAAUCUCCAGCCGAGUUUCUCCAAAUCGUUGGCACACUCUUCGAGCAGUAUGGCAAGUGCUACCGUGUCUGGCUUGGCACGACCCUUGGAGUUAUGAUGUUCGAUCCUAAGGAUAUUGAGGUGGUGUUAAGUAAUCCCAAACAGAUCACCAAAUCAACUGAGUACGACUUCAUGCGCCCUUGGUUGG